UGAUGAACCAGUACGUGUUUAUUGAAAAAGUGGCACAGAGCAUUGAAAUUGGACGGUGCAAGACCUAAUGACGUUUUGACUUAAUGAAGUCAACGCAUGCGCUGCACGUUUGCCUGGUGAAGUGGGACUUUUCUUGCCCGAAAUGAUCACUCACUGCCCACCCACCUACAUCAGCCCCUUCCUCCAAUCCUUCUCUGUGUGUUGCAGGGCUGUUGCUGGAGUUGCUGUCAUUUUAGCCCCGCAGCUUUGCUGAGGAUGGGUGAGCCCCUUGCCUGCCGUGAUGAUCUUCCUGUUCCUCAGCCUCUCCCUGGCGGCCCUCAUGUAUGGUGCAUGCCUGGACAAGAAAGUAGCGAGAGAGAUGGAGCUUCUCGCAGCCCAUGCUGCAGAACCAAUAGACGAGCCGGAGACAAGUGAAGUAUCCUUCUGUUUCAAAAUCAAACGAUUUGCCCGGAAGUGGUGCACACUUGAUGCUUGUGCUCUGGGCGGAAUGCGCUUGAGGAUGCAGAAAAGUCUUGCACGGCUGCCCUAUGAUGCUGUGAACGGGAGUGCGGAGCUUCUGCACGGGUACAGAACUGGGAUGGACACGCAAAGCUUGCGCAUUGUUCUAGUGAAGAAGAUGCAGCAGAGUGGCUUGGCCAUUGACCACGACCACACGACGAACAACCUCGAAGUGGGCCAAGUGAAUGAUGCGCCAGAUGGAACCGGUAGAACCACAAAGCAUGUGGUAAAAGAUAUGGCCGGAAAGUGGGGGAUGGAAAGUCAUGGGAUCUCGGCACUCGAAACGAUGCUAGCGCAACCGCUCCACAGGCGCGUUUGGUGGCUGAUGCCGGCGUUCUUACCAUGGAUCUCGUGCUUCUCGUUCAAUUUGCUGAGAUCCCACGCAGUUCGAGUGUCCCUUCUGGUCAUCAAGGUCUUGACCGGUUCCGCUACGGCGGCUCUGUUCUACAGCGAUUUCAUGCAGGAUGAAGCUCGAUGCAGGCCACCCAGGGAUGACUUGGACAAGGUGAUGCGGGACAUGUACAUUGGCAUAUUCGGAGCAAUCACGGGCGACGCGGUCAUUAUGGUGCUCAGCAUGGUCGGACGCAGGGCAGUCGAUGAGCAAUCUUGGAGUCUUACAAAAAGAUUGCGGGAACUAUCGGCCUGGAGACUGCAAGACGUAGCCUUUUGGUUCUUUUGGACCUUAUAUUCGUCAGGAUGCGUUCUCUACCUGCUCCUCUUCGUCUCCAACAUGGAUGCUCGCAACUGGUUGGUGUCGAAUGUCUGGAGCCUUUGCCAGGAUUUGCUCCUGAAACCGCUGGCGAUGUCGGUGGCCCUCAACAUCAUCGCAGGCUUGGCCCUCCGGUCCGACCGCGUGCAAUUGGCGGUGAAGACCUCCUGGCUCCUGAAGGGCAUCGCCACGCCCAUGACGGAGCAAGAGAUGGACGAGCUCAAAAAGACUUUCAAAAAGCUUGAGGCCAAUCAAGAAACAACCAGCACAGGCGAUGAAGACGCGUUCUCAGUCUUGGACGUCAUAAAGAUGGGACAACAGCAAGGUGUAGUCGAUUUGGACAAAGCUCUUGAACAAGCACAUACCGAACAGCUUCAAGAGGCCCCCAUGCCUGCCACACCAAGCAAGUCUUGGAUCGGGUCAAUACUCAGCGCGUUUUCAUGCUGCUCGGGGUCUGGGACAAAGACCAAGCCGGAUAGUGGGAUCCAAGUGGUUGGCAAGCGUUUGAUGGACACAGAAUGA
Messenger RNA from Durusdinium trenchii, 1729 nucleotides. The record is from the annotation of a GenBank genome assembly. NCBI's taxonomy places the organism in Eukaryota, Dinophyceae, Suessiales, Symbiodiniaceae.